Sporothrix schenckii 1099-18 is the source of this 1503-nucleotide messenger RNA. Its product is annotated as endosomal SPRY domain protein. The record is from RefSeq and is a predicted model, not a curated record. The transcript is spliced from 3 exons. Gene Ontology annotation, molecular function: protein binding. NCBI's taxonomy places the organism in Eukaryota, Fungi, Ascomycota, Sordariomycetes, Ophiostomatales, Ophiostomataceae. Bases 1 to 1503 code for a protein of 500 amino acids.
AUGCCACACCUACGGGCAGAAGACCCGGACAGCGCCCUCAGCGGCGUGGUCAUUGGAAUACUGUCUUCCUUUGGCUCCUUCUUCAUUAUCCUCCUUAUCUUCCUGUUCGUCUACUUUCUCCGAUACACAACACCCGGUCGCAUCUUCCUCGACCGGAUCGGUCGGCCCGGUGAAUAUGACGACGAACAGGCCUUCAUACGAGAGGAAACUGAAGCACUCGAGACGAUGGACGACAUGCAGCGGACAGAAUACCUGCGCGCCAAAGCGUUUGUCGCGGCGAACCCUCCAGAAUCCGUCCAGACCGACAUUUCUCUCUCCCAGUAUCUCGCCAUCCAAGAAAAAGGCGUGGCCGCCUGGGAGUUUGAACCGGAAUUGGAGAUCGCCAACUGCUUCGUCGAGGCGCGGACCGAGAUUGAGUUCUUUGACUCCGAAUGCACCGUCAUGAGCAACCUGCCCGUGCCAAAACAGAACGAGGUGUACUAUUGGGAGGCCAAGAUCUACGACAAGCCCGAUAACACACUACUCAGUAUCGGCAUGGCGACAAAGCCGUACCCUCUCUUCCGAUUCCAUAAGUUCUCCGCAGCAUACCUGUCAUCCGGCACACGCCGCUACAAUCAGCCAUUCAAUGCGACACCAUACGGACUGCCGUUUGUGCAAGGCGAUGUCAUCGGUGUUGGCUAUCGUCCACGAACGGGCUCGAUCUUCUUCACACGCAACGGAAAGCGACUGGAGGAUAUUACCCACGGCCUCAAGUCCCAGAACUUCUUCCCGGCCGUGGGCGCCAACGGCCCUGCCAUUGUCCACGUCAACUUUGGCCAGGCCGGUUUUGUGUUCAUCGAGGCCAACGUCAAGAAGUGGGGCCUUGCCCCGAUGACCGGCUCCCUUGCACCGCCGCCACCAUAUGGCUCUGAGCAGGGCAGCAUUCUUCUGGAGACUGGCAGCAAAGACGGAUUCACGAGCGCAGCUGCUCCGCAACGGGGCCACGGCUACAGCCAGUCUGUCCAGACGUACUCAACCAACCGCAACAAUGCUUUCGACCCAGGACAUGGCCGCUCUCGGUCUGGCAACUUCCGCAUGCUGCCGCCAACUAGCCCGGGCCCCGCGCGAAGCCCGACUGAUAUUUCACUUGCCCAACUCGUACCGACAGAUAAUGCCGGAGAAGGUAGCAGUAGUGCAGCAGCAGCGAACGGCGAGAGCAGGAUUGGCCUUGGUCUGCAAGAUCAAGACUUGACGCCACCACCUCAGUACUCGAGUCCACCACUAUCCGACAGUGGCAGCCGUCGCAACAGUACAGACAGCGAAGACACGCCCCUGAUUCGCGUUGGCCGGAGCCGUGGAGCAUCGGCCGCCACACCCGUUCGCAGCAACAAUCCUGCUCGCCGGAUGCCUCGCCAUUCGAUUGGCGGACCGCCCAUUCCGAGCUAUAACGAUGCCUUGCGGCAAGGCGCCGGUCAGCAAGGCGCCAGUCCAGAUCGCAGCAACAGUGCCCUAUCCGGGAGGUAA